GUGACAUUGUGGAGGACUGCACUCUGCAGCAGUACUCGAGCAGUAUCAUUCAUGAUUUCUCGAGUACCACCGGGCCCGUUUCCGUAAACAUUUUAUCAAAACUUGUGCUGCCCGGGGAGCUCGUGUGACAUCGGGGUGAGUUUGCCGAAAGUCGACCGGGAAUCUUCCUCAUGAGAAGCAUUUUUGAAAACUUAGAGCAUUUCACCUCGCGCGAAAGCGUUGGCCAAAAGGGCCGCAAAUGGCUGCGUGAAUAAAGAGUGAGUACGUUACGAACCUAUCUCUAAGCUCUUCUCUCCGGUUCGCUUCGAGUGUUAUAUCUACGAAUGAUGACAAUUGGGAGGCAAAUGCUGAGACCAAGACUCAAAGCUGAGAAAACGACUGACAACGCAUCUCUCAGAAAAAGGAAAAGCAAAACGUAACCGCGAACGCCAUUUUGGGUGCACUUGUAUUUCCGCCUGAUCUGCGACGACGGCCUCGACUGGCCAGAUGGUGAUAUCGGGUCGAGACGAAGAGGAGGAGGAAUUCGUGUGCCUUCGUGAUUGACAUUCUAUCGUGACGAAGGGACUACUCAACAAAUGUUUAAAUGGACGCAUCGUCCAUUAUCACCCAAGUGUCACAACGAGAUGACGAGCUAUUUAAUAACGAGAAAGCGCAAAUUCCACGAGAGAAUGAAGCAACCACGAAUGGUCCAGGGACUGGUAGCAAGAAGCCACGUCGAGGCCUCCUGCGUUCUCUGCUGUGCUGCCUCGGGAGAGGACGUGGCACCAGUUCAAAAACGAGCUCUCUACAGGCAGAGGGUCGGGGUUCGCCACCUCCAGGCACAGGCUCACCCAGGUUCCUCCUUCCGCCAGUCCGUCAUCAGGAUAUGCACAAAAAGUGCAUGGUGAUCGAUUUGGAUGAGACUUUAGUGCAUAGUUCGUUCAAGCCGAUCAAUAACGCGGACUUUGUUGUUCCCGUCGAGAUUGACGGAACCGUGCACCAGGUGUACGUUUUAAAGAGGCCUUACGUCGAUGAGUUUUUGCAGAGAAUGGGCGAAUUGUACGAAUGUGUCUUGUUUACUGCAAGUUUAGCUAAGUAUGCAGAUCCAGUGGCGGAUUUGCUCGACAGAUGGGGAGUAUUUAGAGCAAGAUUAUUUAGAGAAUCGUGUGUCUUUCACAGAGGAAAUUACGUCAAGGACUUGAAUAAAUUAGGCCGAGAUUUACAGCAAAUCAUCAUUGUCGAUAACAGUCCUGCCAGUUACAUAUUUCAUCCUGACAAUGCUGUGCCAGUGGCUUCGUGGUUCGACGAUAUGACGGAUUCGGAAUUGCUCGACCUGAUACCCUUUUUCGAGAAGCUCAGUAACGUGGAAAACAUUUAUACUGUGCUCUGCAACAGCAAUCACCCCUACAAUCAGGUAUCAGCGUCGGUGCCGAAUAACCCCAGUCCCGGAUCAGGAUCCUUGGGCGCUUCCUAGCCCCAGCGAAAUUCUGGUCGAAAGACCAGCCUUGUCAUCCCACGAUGCACACUAGGGAGAGCCCUCUUUGGCCUUUUCGAGAUUGCUCACCACUUUGCUUGCUGUGCUGGACACUCAGGUACGCCCAACUAAAAAAAGAAAAAAUCCCACACCAACAGCGAAAAAACACUGGAUGUGGAGAAGAGGAGCAGGUGGAGUGAACCGAUUUUUUUCCGAGGAAGUCGAGUAGUGCAGUAUCUAUCGGAAUCGAGGUCACGAUGCAAAAAAAAAAAAGAGAGCCCAACUUGAUCGGUUCUCCGCUGGGUGGAAACGGAGCCUUGAUCGAGGUCAGGUCCACAUCACUGGUUAGUUGCUAGAAAACAGAAUGCAAAGCUUCCACUUGCUUGGUGUGAAUGAAAGAGUGAAUCGGAGUAAGUGAGUAAGAAAUGGAUGAUCUGGAUUCACGGGAGUACCGGGCACCUGGAGAGAUAUACAGUAAGAAAAUUUAACUCCUUGAGAGCAAAAACACCGAGAUUUUCUCUUUGAUAUCUUUGGAUCAGCUAGCUGGAGAGACGAAAUCGAAAACACUUUUUUUUUAUUUUUAUGGCGGGAAACCAUAAGUUCUAACUUACUUGCAUUUUCAAAAACAAAACAGCAACAACAACAACAAAAAUCAUACCAACUAUCCUGGUCGCGACUUUCGUUAACUUACAAGUCCGAGCCAAUGCAUAUCAUUCUCUCCCUCCAGGAAAUCGUAUAGACUCGCGAACUCCUACGUUAAAUCGAUAAUUAUAAAUAACAAUUAACGAGUUAAGAUUAUUUACGAAUAGCCUUUAAACGAUAGGCGGGCCCUGCGAGAGCCUACCUACGCUUUACACCUACUAACGAAUAAUUAUCGGUAUUAGCAAAGCUUCAUCGAGGAAUAACGCUGAUUACAGAUUACAUUUAUAUUACGAACCUCGUAUUAUGAAUACUCGUAUUAUUUGUUUCUUUAACGCCAACAGAUUUAGGACAGAAAUCAAAUGGAAUUUGAGCUGAAUGAGGAAUUUUCAGGGUGGCCGUUUUAAUCAAAGAAACAAAAUUCCCGCCUUUGUCUCGUGCAUUUUCCAAACUAUAGUUUUAUUAUGUUUGAUUCAAACGCUCAAUAAUUUGCACAUAUCAAAUGGUAGCUUUUAAUACUUUUUAAUUGAACCAUUUUUAAUUAAGUGCAGUUAAACUGGAAUAUUUUUAACUGAAUAAUUUACAGUUUAGACAUUCAGAUUCACAAGAGCAGGCUGUUUGGCGAAAAAUUUUCAUUGGCCUGCAGUACAUAUUUUUUUUAAUUCUUAAAAUGUCUAUAAAUAUAAUUUCCUUUAAUAAUCCUUAAAAACACUGCACAAUACUGUCAUUUUUCUCAGGAAAACUGACCUUUUUUAAAUUACUUUUCAAAUAUAUAUUUAUACUUAGAAGUAUAAGUGAAGUUUUUUAUUCGAAAAAUGGUGCUUUUAAUCAGAGUUUUCAAAAAGAACAGUGACUCAUCAAAGAAAUAUUUGCUUCGAAAAGUAACGAAAUGCGAUUAAAAAUACAAUUUUUUUUCAAACAAAGUUUUUCGGUAAGUUGGGAAUUGUUUUGUCGUCAGACUUAUACGGCCUGUGAAGAAUAUUUCAAAGUUUAUUUUCUCGAAAAAAAGGGAAAAGUUCAGAUAAAUCAAUAAAUUUGUAAAUUAAAAAAAAAAUAAUUUUAAGCUAC
Messenger RNA from Belonocnema kinseyi, 3160 nucleotides. RefSeq names its product carboxy-terminal domain RNA polymerase II polypeptide A small phosphatase 1 (gene hzg). The coding region runs from base 584 to 1453 and encodes 289 amino acids. The record is from RefSeq and is a predicted model, not a curated record. Lineage: Eukaryota; Metazoa; Arthropoda; Insecta; Hymenoptera; Cynipidae. The transcript is spliced from 4 exons. Gene Ontology annotation, molecular function: RNA polymerase II CTD heptapeptide repeat phosphatase activity.